AUGGUAUUAAAGCGGUUCAAACAUUAAAAUUAAUAAGGCAAAUUUUAAAUGAAUAAAGCGUAUUCCCUAUUUUUUUGGCUAUAUCAAUCCAAAAAGUUAAACAACUAUAUUGGAUCAUUCAAAUCGCUCCAUUCAGCACCACUUUUGAAAAAUGAUUAGAAGCGAGAUUUAAAAUUAUCUGUGAUCAGUUUAAUUUGAACUGAUUUUGGAAGUUUAAUCUUAGGUGUGUCCAAAUAUAACCGGGAAAAAAGUCCAAGUAAUAAAUUUUUAGAAACACUUUUAGAAGACAAGCUAAGAUCUGAUUUUUAUCUGAAAUCGAACAACUUUAUUGUCUACAUGAAGGAGUUGAUUCGUUUCUUUUGCUAAAAUAUUUUCCACCCAUUUGUGAUUCAGUUUGCAUUAAAUGUUUACUUGGAAUGCUUAGAAAGACUUAGGAGGCACUUUCAAAAUCUAUUCGCUUAGGGAAGUUUUAUAAAUGCCCAAUAUUUAUGUGGCAAAUAUUUUAGCAAAAGAAACGAAUCAACUCUUUAAUUGGAAAUAUAUUCUUGGUUUGCCUUCUAAAUGUGA
Molecule: messenger RNA, 567 nt
Organism: Paramecium octaurelia
Lineage: Eukaryota; Ciliophora; Oligohymenophorea; Peniculida; Parameciidae
Source: the annotation of a GenBank genome assembly